Molecule: messenger RNA, 2344 nt
Organism: Meriones unguiculatus (Mongolian gerbil)
Lineage: Eukaryota; Metazoa; Chordata; Mammalia; Rodentia; Muridae
Gene: Ildr1
Product: immunoglobulin like domain containing receptor 1
Exons: 8
Coding region: 171-1784 (537 amino acids)
Cellular component (GO): plasma membrane
Molecular function (GO): high-density lipoprotein particle receptor activity
Source: RefSeq, a predicted model, not a curated record
GAGAGCCUCAGGUGCCCGUGGGCAGGGCCGAAUCGGUGGGGACCCGAGGGGACGCUCCUGUCGCUUACCUGCGGGGCCUCGCCGAGAUGCAAGUCCCCGGCCAGCGGCUGAUGAAGGUAGAGGCGGCUCUCCGAGGCCCUUGAGCCUCAGUGGCCGGAGAGGCGGCCGGCAUGGGCUGCAGGGGGCAUGCACCGUGCCUGCUUCUCUUCACCUGGCUCCCAGCAGGGUGUCUGUCCUUGCUGGUCACAGUCCAGCACACAGAACGCUAUGUCACCCUGUUCGCCUCGGUCACCCUCAAAUGUGACUACACCACCUCGGCCCAGCUCCAGGACGUGGUCGUGACAUGGCGCUUCAAGUCCUUCUGCAAGGACCCCAUCUUCGACUACUUCUCUGCCUCAUACCAGGCCGCUUUAUCCCUGGGCCAGGACCCCACCAAUGACUGUAGUGACAACCAGAGGGAAGUUCGCAUCGUGGCCCAGAGGCGGGGGCAGAACGAGCCCGUGCUGGGGGUGGAUUACCGGCAGCGCAAGAUCACCAUCCAGAACCGGGCAGAUCUUGUGAUUAACGAAGUGAUGUGGUGGGAUCAUGGGGUUUACUAUUGCACCAUUGAGGCUCCAGGAGAUACGUCAGGAGACCCGGAUAAGGAGGUGAAGCUCAUUGUCCUACACUGGCUGACAGUGAUCUUCAUCAUCCUUGGAGCCCUCCUUUUCCUGCUGCUGAUUGGUGUGUGCUGGUGCCAGUGUUGUCCUCAGUAUUGCUGCUGCUACAUCCGCUGCCCCUGCUGUCCUACCCGUUGCUGCUGCCCCGAGGAAGCCCUGGCCCGCCACCGCUACAUGAAGCAGGUUCAGGCCCUAGGUCCUCAGAUGAUGGAAAAACCCCUGUAUUGGGGGGCGGACAGGAGCUCCCAAGUUUCAUCUUAUGCAAUGAACCCGCUGCUGCAGCGAGAUCUGUCCUUACGGUCCAGCCUUCCACAGAUGCCAAUGACCCAGACGGCAGCUCACCCUCCCGUGGCCAACGGUGUCCUGGAAUAUUUGGAGAAAGAGUUGCGGAACCUCAACCCAGCUCAGCCUCUGCCUGGCGAUUUUAGAGCCAAAUCUGGCCACCCCUGUAGCAUGCUGUCCUCUCUAGGUUCCACACAGGUUGUGGAGCGCAGAGUCAUCCACCUUCCCCCGCUGAUCAGAGACCCACUGUCCUCCAGGACCAGCGACUCCUCCCACCAGCAGCGGCUCAACCCUGUUUCUUCCAGACCUUGGGAUCCCAGUGAGGGCGGCCGGAGGCAGCGCCAUCACUCCGACUUCCUCCAAGAGCUCCAGGACCGGGGUAUCAGGCCCUGGGCCCCGGGAAGAAGGGAGCUGGACCCCCAUUGGAGUUGGAGGCACCACCGCUCUAGGCCCAGCGAGUCCUCCGUGCCCUGGUCAGACUGGGACAGCCUGAGCGAAGGCCCCUCGUCCAGUGAGGCCCCGUGGUCCCCCAGACGACCAGGUCCCCGGGAAGGCGCCCAGAGACACGGGAGACGCAGGCAUCGCAGCUACUCGCCUCCCCUCCCCGCGGGCCCCAGUUCUUGGAGCUCUGAAGAGGAGAAAGAGUCCCUGCCCAGGAACUGGGGUGCCCAGCGCCGCCACCGCCGCCGCCGCCGCUCACAGUCCCCGAACUGGACUGAGGAGAAGCCACCCAGCUACCGUUCACUGGAUGUUACUUCAGGCAAGAACAACAUGAAAAAAGGGAGUGUGGAGAGGCGCUUGGAGAGAGAGAGCUCCCAUAGCGGACGGAGUGUGGUCAUUUAGUCUCCAGCUGCUGUACCGCUUCAAGGAUCCCACGUGUCCUCAGCAUUACCGAGAUUUCCAGCUUGGUCCUGUCUUGGGAAGGACAGAACACAUCUGUGUCUCACAAGUUUGGACAUAGCUUCUAGGAAUCAAAUAGAAGAAUUUUCAGAACAGGAGCUGUGGGAUUACUAGCCAGCAUUCCCGUUGCUCAUGCCCUCUGCCUCUUACACGAUCUCUGAGUUGAAAGAUGCCUUAGCUAGGAUAUGAUCUCUCGGGAACAGAGUAGCACAAGUGUGCAAGUAGGUCAAGGUGCUCAGGACCAAGGCGUUCACAUAAUGACAACUCAGGAAUCUUAAAGAAGAAAUCAACCGUUAUUUCAGGAACAGGAAGCCUAUGGGAUAGUAUAGGCAAAUUCCCAUAGGAACUUCCUGUCCUCUCUUGAACUUUAGGGUUUUCCACUAAAGUGUCCCCACCUGUGGUCCUGAGUUUCCAUUCCAAGCAAGUGCAGAAGUUCUCCAGCUCUGUGCACACCCACAGGCUGUUUAGUGCAACUCUGGAAAACAAGUUUUUCAACAACCAUA